This is a messenger RNA of Struthio camelus australis, 11128 nucleotides long. RefSeq names its product solute carrier family 16 member 12 (gene SLC16A12). Gene Ontology annotation, cellular component: plasma membrane. The record is from RefSeq and is a predicted model, not a curated record. Gene Ontology annotation, molecular function: monocarboxylic acid transmembrane transporter activity. NCBI's taxonomy places the organism in Eukaryota, Metazoa, Chordata, Aves, Struthioniformes, Struthionidae. Gene Ontology annotation, biological process: transmembrane transport; monocarboxylic acid transport.
GAUGAUCUCCAGAGGUCCCUUCCAACCUAAACGAUUCUGUGAUUCCUGACACUUUGGCCCAGCAGAGGAGCCGGUGCCACAGAUGAGCGCUGUGGGUGGCCAGCCUGGCUGCUCCUUUCCCCGGGACACAGCUCUCAAUGGGGAGGUGACUACUGGACGCUGUGCCAUUCUGCAACCUGUACUUUUACAGUCUGUUCCACCUCGCAGUAUUUUCUCUUGUGGAUAACGGAGUUUUUUCAGCUCCCCUCCCCCCUCUUUUGCACUGUCUCACUGUCUCAUGGGCUUCUCUGGCACCUCCCUUUCCUACUACCUUUUUAACAUCCCUUUGCUUUCUACGUUGUUUUUCCUGUUCCCACAUCUGCUAUGACCAAUUUGUCCUCUUCAACAGCCACCUCCCCCGUAGACACAGACUUUAGCAAACGACGAACGUUUGCCACCCAGCAUCCCUGGUGACCUGUUAGUAAGCUACUCUCUCAUACUGUUCAUCUUCUCUAUCUUGAUACAUUUUGGAUGAUGGGCAAGUUUUAUUAGACGUUUAUACGAUGCCUAGCACAAUGACUCCCACUUCUUGGUUUGAAAUCCUGAAGUACUGUGCUACCAGCAUACAAAUAAGUUGUUAAUGUUACUUAUUAUCUGAUAUCAGAGGGAAGCCCCUCCUUAAAAGAUAUAAAAGAGAUUAAAGUUUUGCAGAGUAGCAUAUCCGGAUUUAUCUAGGUGUAUUUUAGAUGAAAACCUGAAACAAGAAUGGAGCACUUAUUACAACCUGUCUAAAUAAGCUUCCGGUUUAAUAGCAAUGGAAUAGGUAACAGUUAGAAGUUGGGUUGAUUUUUUUUUUCUUUAAUUUAUUUGUUUGUUUAUUUUGGUUUGAGUACAAUUCACUAAAUGAACUUUCAGGUAAGUGGUUCUUUUUGUUAACUGUUUGUAGCGCUACUGGAGAAAUACUGGGUUUAUGCAUAUAUAUGGAUUUAUAUUUUUCCUGAAGCUGAAUGUACACCCUGCUUAUCCAGGUAGGCAUCAUCCUCAAAAUUACUGUAUCACAAAAGGGUACAGUUAGUGGGCCAGUCUAACGUGCUGCAUGUACACCAGUCUCCUCAGAAAAGCAUAAACUUUUGGUUUUACAUAGAAAUGGACAGAGACGUCUUUAAACAGAGAAGAAAGCUUAGGUUAUAGGGCAGCAGCCUUAAGGUGCUUAAUGGAGUUAUUUUUAUAUAGGAAUGUAGAGUUGGAAAGAACCUCUUGGGUCGUUUUUGAAUAAGUCAAAGUCAUAAUCAUAGGAUUCUUGAUAAAUAGCCUCCAGUGAAAUAAAAACAAGCUGUUCCUUUUCAGUUAAAUAGCUCACCCAGGGUGCAGAAUGGGACAGCUCAUUUCUUUAGUGGAGAAAAUACAUUAGAAAUAGCCUUUGAAUCCCAAGAGCUGUACAGAAAUAAAUAAUUUACUUUCCAUGUAUUAAAGAGCAACUUAGAAUUUAGCUGGCUGCCAGACUGCUGAUUGUAAUGCCUACCAUGGUAUGCCAGUGCCAGAGAAAUAAAGUAAAAGGGGGCAGGAAAAGUGCUGUUUCCUAAUAAUCCAGUUGAUAGAAGCUCCUGCCACUGUCAGCAUCUUUAGUUUUCAUAUCAGAUAUCAAAUGUCCCAUUUAAAGAUAAAAAUGUGAAGAUGUCCACUACCAUAUUUGACGACAUGGAAAAUUACUUAAAGGGGCUAGCAAGCCUCUGAAAAGGACACUCUUUAGUGGAGAAGAAAGAUCUCUGAUAGCCUGGAAUUAGAGAAACCCAUGACAAGAUGGUAGUGGUUAUUUCAUGCUCAGUCAAUUUUUUGUUUUCCCUUUAACGUGCUGCUUGGUUUAAGCUUAUUUCUGUACUGCAGAGAUAAGGUUCAUCCUUGGUCCCUCAAGACCCCCUAAAGAAACUAACUCUUUCAAGACACAUUAAACAUUUAAUUGCAUGCAUGUCCUAUGAUCCACUGUCACAUGACACAUACCAUGUUUCUCUGUUCUCUAACAUCUUUUUUUUCUCUUUUUUCUCCUUCUUUCUCCCUCCCUCUUCUAUCCUUUGCUACUCAUUCUGUGCCCCCUUUGUUCUUUCUGUGGUUAUAGUUCUUCUGUAUCUUAUUAAAUAUUCAGCAGUUAGAGAAAAGGGAACAAAAAACAAGAGAGGUUUCAACCAAGAGGUUAAUGUGAAUAAUAUAGCAAAUGCCUACAAAUAGUUAAUGCUUGGUCAGAAAAAUCUUAAGGAAAAGCAGAGUGAGGAAGACAGUAAAACCAUCCUAGAGCUAGGUGAAUAGGGUAAAUGUAGUAAAUACAUACAAUUCCGUUAGCCUUUCACUGUGACAUUAAUGAAUAUUCUGCAGCUAUUAUGCUGCCUUAUGCUUGUUCUUUGUGAUCAUUCAUCUGCAUGAAUCUUCCUUAAGUGACUUUCAAAGCUGUGUAUGUUCUUGAUCACAAGAAGUGGAAUUUGUAUUAAAAUGUGUGAAUGAACCUGUUCCAGGAGUGUGUUGUGGCCUUCCGGAUACAGAGACUGUCAUGAGUUUCUCAAGUUUAGCUCAACCCAUCCUCACAGCAAAUAGCAUGUACAGUGUAUAUUUAUAUAUUUAUAUAUUUAAAUCUUACAUUGAUCCAGAAGGAAAAUUGUCUAAGUCAGUCUCCUCCUCAUUCUUAGUUCGUGCAUGUUUCUCUAUUAUUUAUUAGGUAAAUAUAAGUGUUGAAUUCUUUGCUCAUUUAUGCUGUUACGUAUUUAUGCUUACUCCUUUGGACUAAACUAAACUACACAAAAUCCUUUUACACAGCUCUGGAAGGAAUUGCAAAGGCAUCUUAACGCACAGCCACUUUAAGAUUACCUGUAUGUAGCCAGGGUAGUGGGAUGAAGUGGAAAGCAGCUGGGCUAAGAGCUGGUGUCAGUCCAGGGGCUGUUCACUCCUGCUCCUGGGCAGCUGUGAUGCAGAUCUGGCCCUGUAUUUGUUUUUUCUAUCUAAAGUCUUCUACUACGGACUGAGUAUUUUUAAAAAGCACUUAAACUGUGCAGCAGGCUAGGUAGCAUUUCGUGACAUGAUGAUGCCCAGGUACAUCAGUGCUGUAAAUUGAGCAGCCAAAUAGGACAGGAAAAAUCAACCCCCCAGGACUCCAAACAGUCAAAAGCAAAUAUAUCUGGUCUCCUUCAGUGCGGUGAGGCUUCUUCACUGAAAAGAUUCACAUCUGCACUUCACACUGCUGUGAAAUCAUUAUUGAAUCAAUUUUUUUAAAGAAGAAAAUCUUCACAAUGGAAGGACAGACAGGCAAAGGGGCAGUUAGUGCUUUAUUGGCUGCAUGCCACGUUUUAAAAAGGUCAGUGGCUCGUGUCCUCUGUGCAGCGCAGUUGCUAGGCUGCAGCGGAUUUCUGUGCUCCUUUCCCUAGCAAAAGGGAUCUUGUGAUGAGGAGCAACGUUAAGGCAGAAUCUUUUUAGCAGCUUCAGCUGCUCCUUUGUGCUGGCUGAGUGAGGCAGGUAGGUGCUCUUAGGAGCAGUUUUCUUUCCAGGGUUCUUGAACACAGCUGCUGAAGUAGCAUUAUUUAUCCUGCCGAAUCAGAACCUAAUGUAUUAGCUUGGGAACCAGCUCACUAACUGGUAGCUCUUUCAGGGCGCACUGGGUAACUGAGGUUUUUCUUAGGUAUCAGCAGAAUUUGUUGCCACCUUCGCUCUACUGCCAUCUUCUACGAACUCACUCUAAGGCAUAUUUAUUUAAUGCUUGAGUGAAAAUUAUCUAACAAAGGUUGUGAGGUACAGAGCUCUUCCAUGAGCUUUUCUUUUAACCCUGCUUUGCUUCAGCCAGGUCAAGCAGCAGGAACUUUUGUGUAUAUAUGAGAUGUGUUGUAGUAGCAACCAGUACUGCCAGUUGGGAUCAGGCCUUACUGGGCUGAAGGUUGAACGGAUUCGUAAUGGAAAUUUUACCUCGCACCAGAAAGCGUCAGGAAGGAUGCAACGUAAGGGAGCAGACCAGGGUAGGCUUGGGAAGGGAAGGACACUGCUGCUCAGACAAGGGGUGUGCUUUCUGGCCAUUUGGUGGCUUCAUUUGCAGAGGCCACAAUCUGUACUAUCCACAGUACACCAUAAUUUGAAAACAGCAUCAAGGUUGUAAACAAAUGAAAAUUUCUAACCUCAGAAUAAAAUUGUCAGGAUGCCAAAAGACACUGAUCCAGAAUGAAAAAUCAUGUAACCACAGCCUUAGUCAUCAGAUAACUGGUCAAUCUAAUAUUUGCACAUAUUCAAUAGGACAGUUAUUGCUUGGAGCAAUAGAUGUAUUGGAGCAAGGGAUGUAUAAUUGCCACUAUCUGUUAAAAAUAAAGAAUCAUUCAUUAGUUCAUGUCAACUUAGUCCACAUGUAACAUGAACCCUACAAAAUUGUCUGCCAUAUGGAUUCAACAAAUGGCAAGAUGUAUGGUGUACUCACAAAUCUGCAGUACAUGCUGGAAGGCAAAUAGAGAAUGUAAGUAAUCAAAUGGCAAGUCCAUGUACGUGUCUCCUCUGUCAUGUGCUUGGUAUUCUGUAACUUUUGGCUGCAUGUAUUUUCAACCUCCAUAAUGAUCUUUUAACAUAGAUUUCCUGAAUAAUUCUAUAUUUAUUGCCUACGCACAUGCCGCCUUAUCUUAUCAGGUUAGCCAAUCUAUUUUACCGCUUUUGAUCUGUUUGUCUUUACACCUUCACAAGGGAAGAGUGUGUGUAUGUUGGAGACUUUGUUUCAGAACGUUUUGGGGAAGGGAAGUGUGGGUACACACUGGUCCAUGUGUUGCUGUGCAUUUAUCCUCAAGUAAAUAGGUAAGAUGAAAAAAUAAACUGUAUACUUCAAGCAGAGAGUUGCAAGGCUUCUGGGGAAGCCAGUGAUGUUCUUUGGUUCAUGUGGGUGCUUGCUGAGGCUGCCUAGAAAGCUCUAUCAGCUGCAUGGGUUGUACCGUCUUUUAGUAAGUUGUACCAUAUUUUAAAAGUUGUAUCAGAAAAGCAAAUCUGUCAGUCCUGGUCUUUGUUCCAGAGCUUUCAUUGAUCUCUUAGAUAACUUGAACCCUAGCAUUUUAGUACUUUGAAGAUAAGAUUUGAAAUUGUAAACUCGGUUGUAUCUCAGUUGCUUUGUGUUUUUUUUCCUAAUCAGUUGCAGGAAUGAACUUGUAAAGACUGCAUUCAGCUUGGGCCCUUUAAACUCACUUAGGAGCAUUUACAACUGAGGUACUAGGUGGCUGCUUACAAAAGCUCUAAUAAUCCCAGCCGUGAAUUCUUGUUUGAUCUUUGUGAGCUCCUAUGACCAUUGCUGUAUAAUCCAAACUGUAGCUGUAUCAGAUGGCCUGUUUUAGAUGCGGCCUAUUCUUUCUAUAAGCAGUGACAUAUUGUGCAAUGUGUAUCUAUUCAGAGUCAUGGAAGUGACAAGUAAAACAGGUUAUUAGAGGUAUUCUUUAUCAUACCUGAGCUCUCUUCUAAUUCAUUAGUACAUGUUACGUUGUAAUAGUACUCAUUGCAAGCUUCAGGGAAGAUACCUAUUGUGCUAGGCUCCGUAAACACAGAGGAUAAUACAGAUCCUGGAAAGUGUUUCUAAAAAGUUUAAAUUAAGAUGAAACAGAUGUUUGUGACAAUGGAGGAGAAGAGAAUAAUAGACUGCGUUAGUACAUAUUCUAAUGCUUAUAGUGGGCUUAGCUUAGGGCUCUGAAUCAUUAAAAAGCUUUAUAAAAAUAUUUACUAAUCAAUAAAUAUCAGCAAAGCCUAUUACACCAAAGAGAGAAAAUAGGACAGUAAUUUUUCUUUCCAAAGAGUAUACAGUAUUUCUGGCCUUAAGUAAAAUGAGCGACACCUAACCAGCUGACUAGCGCAUAAGCGGUAAUAAAUGGUACUUGAGGUACAUACAGAGAACUGGAAUAGAUGUUCCAUGGUAGCUUCGUUAAUCUGUGGAACUGGAUGCCAGUAUUUUAUAGCUUUGGCAUCUUUUGUGAGUAUUUCUCAAGGAUAUUAUUUCAAACAUACUUAUCUUAAAUCACUGACUGAAAGUGUUGGCAAGCACACGCUUUGUUGUGAGGUUACAAAUAGUUCUCUUCACUGUUUUUCUUCGGUUAGCAGUUCAGGUGCCUCACGCUACAGCAUGGUAAUUGCCUUUUGGACUUACCUUCUGUCUUUGACCACACUACUUGGUUUUUCUGGUUUAACAUUUAUGCACUGACGUGCUUUAGUAUAUAGGGCUUGAUUUGCAGCCUGUAUGAUAAGCUGUAAUGCUCAGGCUUUGAAAGCCAAGCAGGUAAAUUGGGAUAAUGCUUCUUAUCCUUUUUAAAUCAAAAGACUACAAAACCCUUUUUAAAAGAGUCCACUGAUCUUCUUGUACAGUGUUGUUACAGGCUAUAAUUUACAGCCUAACAAAUACGAAGUUAAGCUUUCAAAGGUGGUUCUUUUGUUGCUGUUGUUCUUCCUAUUUUCUCCUACUUUGUUCACUUGUAAGUUUGGCAAUAUGUAUAUGGUUUCUUAAAAUAAUUGUGUAAUGUUUUUGUGAUGCAGCCGAUGAAUACUUCUCAAAGGUGCUCCUGUAGUGAUUUCGAGGUUAGCAUUGGGGUGCUUUGCUGGAUUGGCCCAGGGAGCUCCAGACUUUGUAAAGUCAAGCCCUGAGCAGCACCUGACGGAGCAGCUUUGGGAACUGCAAAGGCGUGUUAUGAGCCAAUGCACCUGCUUCCUUGAGUUGCACUUUUGUGUAGCUCUGCACUCCUCUAAUAUGCUGUAACAGGUAACGUUUCCUGGGGAGUCUGUGGUUCUUGUCAGUGGGAAUUUUUCAUGUUCAGCAUCUGUUAUAUUAUGUAAUGUAGAGGCUAUUUUAGGUUUUUCUGCAAGCAAAAUUGAAAGACAUAAGUUUGCUUAUUUUUCAUAAAUAUUUGCUUCAUUCAGGGGAUGGGUACCCUCUAAUGAUGGCUAAAACAUGGUCCAAAACCUAACAGUCGUAGUCAGCACUGCAUGUUCUUGGAUGGAGCAAAUCAGAGCGUCUUGGAUCCCUCAGGCUAACCUACCUUGCAGCGGCUGAUGCAGGAAGGAAUAAGGAACAUCAGUCCCAUCCCAUUGGUGACCAUGAUGCGAUUAGUGGAGCUACUCAAACAUGUGCGACAGGUCCUCAUAUAGGGCCUAGUGGAUGUGAUUUGGUCUCCUGGGGGUGCCUGCACCACUCUGCUUGCAUUUGGAGCUCAUGUUGUGGUAUGGCCUGGAUGCAGAUGCUGCUUUGAUUGGCUUUAAAUAGAUGGAAGGGGGGGGACAGCGCUAACCUUCAGUGAAUUGUCCGUGCCCAGAAACUGAAGUCACCACGUUCUGCCUGAUUACAGACUUUAUUUAGGGUUUUGCUUGUAAGAAUAAUGAGGUGGUUUCCAUUCCCACAGUGGAUGUGCAGCUCUGCUCUAAUUUUGCAGGGAAUAUUCACUCUCAUACAAAGGGGAAAAUUGUAUUCCCCUAAACAGGAAUUUUGCACUAAGCUGCAUACAAGGAAGUAUAGGUAUUUCUAAGGGAUAUUCUUCGCAACUCAAAAUAAAAUUCAAGCCAGGGACUAGUAUGAUUUGGGGGAGCCCCACUGAAGUUAAAGGAGCUGCAGUGAUUGGUACCAGUAAAGCAUGUGACUUAAAUGUAUGCUCCACCACAUUUGUGGGGAAAAAGGCUAUUGUGCUAGGACAUAACUGCUGGGAAAAUUACUUUGGAAUAAAUCAUGCCAGAAACUGGACCAGAUUUUGAUGACACAGUCUUGCAUCUAAGAAAUUUUGAUGAACUGUGUUUAAAAGAAAAUCCUCACUUUUAUAUGAUAAGACCAAAGCAGUAUUUUCUAGCUUAACAGUGCAGUUUUACACUGUUUGCAAUGUACCCUGCUUCCCUCUCUGCCUUUUCUUUUUCUCUCGCUCUUUCUUCAGAUGGCAAAUAACCCAUGCACCAGGUAACCCCCUAUGCGUGCUCAGCAUGUUGGCUAGCAUCAACCCCUUCCAGUGAGCAAGGGAAGAGGGAGGACUGGCCCCAGCGCUAUGGCAUCGCCGCGGAGGGCUCUGCACGCAUCACCUCCCGAUGGCGGCUGGGGAUGGAUGAUUGUUGCUGGUUGUUUUCUUGUCACCAUCUGUACCAGGGCUGUGACAAGGUGCAUCUCCAUUUUUUUUGUGGAGUUCCAGGCAUACUUUGGUCAGGAUUACGCCAGAACAGCUUGGAUCCAUUCCAUUGUAGACUGUGCCACAAUGCUCUGUGCCCCGCUUGGGAGUCUGAUCAGUAAUCAUGUGUCCUGCCAAGUUGGUAUCAUGCUAGGAGGGCUGCUUGCAUCUACUGGACUAAUUCUGAGUUCAUUUGCCACCAGCCUGGAACAUCUCUAUUUAUCAUUAGGAGUCCUUACAGGACUUGGGUUUGCACUCUGUUAUUCUCCAGCCAUUGCAAUGGUGGGCAAAUAUUUCAACAGAAGAAAAGCACUGGCUUAUGGAAUAGCCAUGUCAGGAAGUGGAAUUGGUACCUUCAUCCUGGCCCCAGUGGUCCAGCUUUUAAUUGAGCAGUUUUCCUGGCGUGGAGCAUUACUCAUCCUGGGAGGUUUUGUUUUAAACCUCUGUGUCUGUGGUGCCUUGAUGCGGCCUAUUGCUCUUAAGGAGGACCGUAAAACUGCUCCAGAGUUUCUUGAGCAGGAUUAUGUCCCUGAGGCACAGAAACAAGACUUAAAGCAAAUGUCCAUCUGUUCACCUUUAAUCAAAGCAUGGUCCCAUGAAUGUUUAUGCUACUGCUCAUGGAAGGAGUAUGACUUUUUACUGAUGCCAGGCUUCACGGUGCUGGCAGUGUCAGUUUUAUUUAUGGCCUAUGGCUGUAGCCCUCUCUUUGUCUACUUAGUGCCUUAUGCUUUGAGUGUUGGAGUGAGUCAUCACCAAGCUGCCUUCCUCAUGUCCAUACUUGGUGUCAUUGAUAUUGUUGGUAAUAUCACCUUUGGAUGGCUAACAGACAGAAGGUGUCUGAAGAAGUAUCGGCACUUUUGCUACCUCUUUGCAGUGGGAAUGGAUGGCCUCUGUUGUCUUUUCCUGCCAGUUCUCCAAAACUUCCCCUUGCUUGUGCCUUUUUCAUUUACCUUUGGCUACUUUGAUGGAGCCUAUGUAACGCUGAUCCCUGUUGUGACAGCAGAUGUAGUGGGAACUUCUUCCUUAUCAUCAGCACUGGGUGUCGUGUAUUUUCUGCAUGCCAUACCGUAUCUAGUGAGCCCACCUGUUGCAGGUUGGCUUGUGGAUACAACUGGCAGCUAUACUGCAUCGUUCCUCUUGUGCGGAUUUUCUAUGAUGUUUAGUUCAACGUUAUUGUGCUUUGCAAGACUAGCAAAGAGAAUCAAAAGAACACAUUUGCAGUCACUUACCAGUAAUUCUAACACUAAACAGCACGUCUGGACAAAUGGAGCAAUAGCUUAUUCCAUCACGGGAAAAUUAGACCAAAAGGAUGUUGAAUUUUUGGCUGCGGAUACAAACAGCUACAGCAACAGAUGACAAGCGCCAUCAAGAUUCAGCACGGCACAGCCAGAGGUGGCUGUGCGGUGUUGUGCUGCUGAAGAUAAUACUCCUCUGAAACAAAGCAUCUCCCAGUUAGAUUUUUCUGUCAUGUUCUAGUAGGCUAAAAUCUACAUACGGCAACAGUAAUACAAAGUUAUUACAAUAAUAGGACAAAGCUAGAUUAAAAGUAAAAAGUUUAUAGAUGAAGCGUUCAUAUUUGUUUCCAGUGCAAUAUGCUGACUCUAGAGGUAAUAUUAAAGAAGAUAAUUGGCUAUAAUCAAAAGUAAAUUAUGAUGUAAUUAGUCAUCAAAAUGAACAACCAAAUUUAAGUUUAAAUUAUUUUUUGAAUAGUGUCAAUGAGAUAAGCUUUUUAGUGUCCUGGUCUGUUAUGUUUCAGUGGACUAAUCAAAGAACCCACCAAAAAAAGCCUUUACAUUUAUUCAUCUGCAUAAAACUCUUUGCAAAUAAUGAUUUCAAAUGCUGAAGUCAUUUUUAAGAAAAUCUGGCAGGAAGCUGUAGUUUAUGUUAAAAGUAUCUCUGAGGCAACUUUAUUUUUUUACAGGGUGCCUAACUUUUGCAUGUAAGUUGCAACUUUGUUUGAAAUAUGCUUUUUGCAACUUUGUUUGAAAUAUGCUUUUUGCAACUUUGUUUGAAAUAUGCUUUUUGCAACUUUGUUUGAAAUAUGCUUUUAAAGCAACUUUCCCAAACCUCUGCUAUACCAAAAUUUUGAGGCAGUCAUCACUUUUUUUUUUUUCCUGGAGAACAUUAAAGCCUGAAUUUCUAAGCAUUGCCAUUCCAAGUAUUGUCCUCCAGCUGACCCCUUUCUGGGAAGGUGGCAGAGGGGCUGCGGCUGUGGUGCCGCUGGGGCUCUGGGAGUACGUCUGUGCUGGGAGAUGAGGAGCGCCGACAGACAGAGCCUGCUUUCGCUGCAUUAGCUGGUGGAGGUCCAAAGGCAGCCCAUCAGCCUGGGAGGCCAGGUGGAGAGGCUCGUGUUUUUCCAAACACGCUGUCUCUUCCUUCUGUGAAAUCAGCAGCUGUUGAAGUAGAGUGUGCUAGCAGAUAACUGAGAAACUGCUUGCUCUGCAGACCAUUAGGAAAGAGGAUGUUUGCAGACAGGUUGUUUCUGUGAUAUUGUAAUAUCAGGGCUUUCUCCUUUUUUGGACCCAGAAGCUCUGUCUUCAGAUGGUGUGAAGUACUCAUUUGUAUCAGCUGAAGGGUUGAUCAGGUCAUUUGUUGUGGGUGGCCAGAAAACAACAGCUGUGAUUUGCCGAUGAUUUCCUGCUACUUGUGCUAGGAAAAUACUACAGCUGGCUGCUUUGUAAAUGCUGUAGACUGAAUGUACUUCAUGGGAUAAAUUACUGAUGUGAUGAUUUAUUAAAUAAUGGGAUGCUUCUGCAUUUCCAAAAUGAAGCUGUUGUCAGAGAUGGAGGAACUUUGCAUUCGGAAAUGCAAAUCAUUUCUGUACUUUGAUACUGUAUAAAGCUUUGUUCUGUUCAUUAGUAAAUUGAUCAGAGUCCAAAUAAUUUUCAUCAAUGUUGAAUUAGUAGUUAAAUAAUCAUCUACAAUGUAUUCUGUGUUUGUUAGUGAUAUCUUAUUCCACUCCGUGCCUCAGAAGAGAAAGCAACAUAGACUGUGAAGUUGGUUUAGAUCAAGAGCAUAAAGAGCACAACCGU